UGCUGGAGAAUCGCUGAGAAGACGUGCUGAUUCAGCACAAUUACAUCCUACUCUGUCCCCCAGCGUCCAUUAAAAGUGCUCUCGCUGCUUCCUCGGGUCUCUCUGGACCUGGACCCACUGUCGUAACGAGCUGAUCGGAGCAGAGCCGCCGAGUGAUCAAAAAAUAAUGCGUUGUUGCAGCUUGAGUCUUGAGUUUUGAGAAUUUCUACUAGGGUCACGUCAGGCUGUCCAAUAUGAUGAAAGAUUGCCUUCAGUUCCUCAUUGAGCCAGCCAAGAAGCUCAAGUUUCGUCUGAAGGAGACGCGAAAGAAAGUGAAACAUGUAAAGAAAGAACCAUUAACAGAGAGCCAGCUGUUUAUAAUGGAGCUCGCGCGAGAGCUCAAUAGGAUGUGUCAGAGGUCAGAUAUUCUGGCUCACAUCUGGACUGGAGAGGACGUAUGGCCUCCACAUGCCUGUCGAGAGUUCAUUGUGGAGACCGCCAACAUCCUGGAGAUGAAGGAAAAUAUUGAGAAGCCAAUGCAAGUUUAUGCCGAUCUGCAUCCAGAAAAGCGGGACUGGAAGAGUCAUUUACUGAGCAUGCUUGAGCAGGGAGGAGAAUAUGACAUGGGCCCGUACAAAAGGAUCAUCAUGGACUGGACCAGAGGACAGCGCAACAGACACCCGCACGGUAUCUGGCCGGGCGAGGCGGUGCUGAUGAUGCUGGAUGACGUGGAGUUGCAGUGGAAGCGGGGUCACCUGUCACACCUGCGGUCUGCUAUGGAGCUGCUCAUAGGGGUCGUGCUUGGGGAACAUCUGGACAAGGAGCUCAUUCCAAGACUGUGGCUGGUACAAAAACAAAAGACCCAGAAGAUCGAUUGCACUGGCUACAUUCCACACAUAGUGUGGAACUGGAUAUGUGAUGCUGCAGUGGAAAUAACGUUUGAUCCAGAGACGGCCAACCCCGCUCUCCUUCUGUCUGAGGACUGCAAGCGCAUGCAGUGUGGUUUAGAGCGGUGUGAGGUUCCCCGCAGCCAGCGGCGCUUCGACGGCUGGUGGUGCUGUCUUGGCUCUGAGGGCUUCUCGUCGGGACGCCGGUACUGGGAGGUAGAAGUGGGCGACCGUGAUUGGCGUCUCGGUGUGGCCAAAGAAUCAGCUCUCUGCAAAGGCUACAGACCGCUGAACACCCAGAGCGGAUACCUGACCCUCAGGUUGGAGCGGGGCUCCGAGCUCAAGGCCUUGACCACACCGCCCACACCCCUGCCCCAGUCGCUCAUCCCGCGGAGGGUGGGGGUCUAUCUGGACUACGAGGAGGGGCAGCUGUCCUUCUAUGACACCCAGAAGCGUGCGCACAUCUACACAUACAGCGAGAGGUUCACGGAGAAGCUUUACCCGGUGUUUGGGACGGUGGAGAUGGUGCGCGAGAUGGUGAUCAGGCCUGCAGACCUGAGGGAGCGAUGUCUCUUACUGCCCUUCAGAAGCUACAGAAGAUGAAGAUGAUGUUUCCAGAAGACAGAAUAUGUUAAAUUUGCCUUGAAUUUCAAAUUUUAAAAGUUUUCACCCCCCGGCUCUUAAUGCAUCGUGUUUCCUUCUCAAGCAUCAGUGAGUGAACCUUCUGUAAUAGUUGUGAGUCCCUUAGUUGUCCUCAGUGUGAAAAGAUGGAUCUCAAAGGAUUCUUCUAAACAGCAGGCAGUGUAACUGUUCAGGACAAACAAGAGACUCAUGAACAACUAUCACUAAGAAAAAAAAAAAAAAACAAUAAAAAACCUGUCAAUCAUUCAGGUAACAACACAGUAUUAACAAUCAAGUGUAUGUAAACUUUUGAAUGGGUCAUUUUUAUAAAUUCAAUGAUUAUCUUCUCUUGUGGACUAUAUGUUAACAUCUUUAAUGUGAAAUAUCUUAUUCAAGUCAGUACUAAAACAAAUAAAAAUAAAAUAAUGAACAUUUUGCAGAUUCUGCAAGGUGUAUGUAAACUUUUGAAAAACACUGUUUUUGUGUGCAUGGCCUAAAAUAAGAUUACAAUUAGCCAAUUUCAAGACCUAAAACCAAAAUAUUCUUUUGCUGACUUGAAUGCACUUAUUCCCCCAAAUCUAGUAUUAGCAAGUAUUAGAUGUACAGUGAUCACAUUCAACUCCAUGUUUGUUUCAGUAACAUAAGAAAGCAUAUAGAGGGCAGUGUCAGUACAUACUCCUCUAAUCAACAUAAAGCAUUUC
This is a messenger RNA of Labeo rohita (rohu), 2188 nucleotides long. RefSeq lists its product as uncharacterized. Bases 234 to 1469 code for a protein of 411 amino acids. Gene Ontology annotation, molecular function: protein binding. The record is from RefSeq and is a predicted model, not a curated record. NCBI's taxonomy places the organism in Eukaryota, Metazoa, Chordata, Actinopteri, Cypriniformes, Cyprinidae. The transcript is spliced from 11 exons.